AUGAAGGAAGCAAGGUUGAGGUGGUUUGGGUAUGUGAAGAGGAGGUGCGGGGAUGCACCAGUGAGGAGGUGUGAGAGGCUUAUCUUGUUAUUGACUAUAUUUGCAGAAUUACCUCAGUAUCUUUUUAAAGGGGGAUUUUUCCGUGAUGGCGGUAUCAUUGGUAUAACUCAACCUAGACGUGUGGCUGCUAUCACUGUUGCUAAACGUGUUGCUGAGGAGUGUGGAGUUUCGUUGGGCCAAAAGUUUGGAUAUGCUAUUAGAUUUGAAGAUGUAACUUCUGCCCUAACAAAGAUCAAAUAUAUGACAGAUGGUUUGCUUCUGAGGGAAGCAUUAUUGGAUUCAUACCUCUCCAAGUAUUCUGCUAUUAUUUUUGAUGAGGCGCACGUGCGAACUAUCCACACUGAUGUAUUGCUUGGCUUGUUAAAGAAUGUACAGAAAGCAAGGUCAAAGCGUAUUAACGAAGUGGUAAAUACUGAUCAUAAUUAUUCUAAUAACAGGCAGGCCUUGGAGGGCAGGAUCGACAAUAAGAAAAAGUACAACCCAUUGAAGUUAAUUAUCAUGUCUGCCAGUCUGGAUGCACGCGUUUUCUCAGAAUACUUUGGUGGUGCAAAAGCUGUUCAUGUUCAGGGACGUCAGUUUCCUGUCGAUAUAUUCGACACGCCUAAAUCUGAGACAGAUUGCUUAGAUCCAGCUCUGAUAACUAUAUUUCAGAUACAUCUAGAGGAGGGUCCUGGAGAUAUACUUGUAUUCCUUACUGGCCAAGAAGAGAUUGAAUCCGUUGAGAGGCUCAUCCAUGAAUGCCUCCGACAAUUACCUGAAUGCAAUAGAAAGCUUUUAACCUUUCCCAUAUUCUCAUCACUUCCCUCUGAGAAGCAAAUGAAGGUUUUCAUGCCUUUACCAGCAGGAUAUCGUAAGGUGAUACUGGCGACAAAUAUUGCUGAGACAUCGGUGACAAUACCUGGGAUUAAGUAUGUUGUUGAUCCUGGACUGGUGAAAGCACGAACUUAUGAUCCUAAGAUGGGGGUUGAUUCAUUGAUCAUUGUCACAACAUCUAAAGCUAAAGCUCUGCAAAGGAGAUAUCUGUCAAAGGGCCUAAAGAAUAUUGAUGGGAUCAGCAUAGGAAAAAGAAGGAUUCUCAAGGCUCUAGGCAUUGAUGAUAUCAUUAACUUUGACUUCAUUGAAAAACUAGACAGGCUACCCCUUGAUCCAAUCUACUCUAAGGCUCCUAUUGUUGCUAGUCAACUCGGCUGCUUGAAAGAAAUGUUGAUCUGUGUUGCAAUGCUUCUAGUGGAAUCUAUUUUCUAUGCUCCACGUGAGAAGUUGGAAGAGUCACGAAAUGCAUUGAAAAGCUUUGCAAGUCCACAGGGGGAUCAUUUGAUGUUGCUUAAUGUAUACCGCGCUGCUGAUGAGUUCUUUCUGAAAAAACAAGAUGGUAAAUAUCAAAUUCUGAGGAAUGUUGAACAAAUGGGUCUUCGUAUCACUUCUUGUGAAGAUGACACAGUUCUCCUCCGUAGAUGCCUUGCUGCCUCGUGUUUCCUUAAAGCAGCUAUGAAGCUGCCUUAUGGUGCAUACAGGUGGUCACCAUUCCCCAAAGUUUCAAAUGUGAUUCAUGUCCUUGCAAGACAUAGACAUCCUGGAUUGAUGAACAUGGUUAGAAAAGUGACAAUGUCGAUGUCUGAAUUAGGUAAGGUUCCAAUUACAAGAAAAGUGAGUCAUCCAUUCACAAUGAAUGAAGUUCAAAGGUUCAUAAGUCUAAUCGUGUAG
Lycium ferocissimum is the source of this 1764-nucleotide messenger RNA. Its product is annotated as pre-mRNA-splicing factor ATP-dependent RNA helicase DEAH10-like. Gene Ontology annotation, molecular function: RNA binding; helicase activity. Gene Ontology annotation, biological process: positive regulation of transcription by RNA polymerase I. The transcript is spliced from 11 exons. Lineage: Eukaryota; Viridiplantae; Streptophyta; Magnoliopsida; Solanales; Solanaceae. The record is from RefSeq and is a predicted model, not a curated record. Gene Ontology annotation, cellular component: nucleolus; intracellular anatomical structure. Bases 1 to 1764 code for a protein of 587 amino acids.